AUGGACGCAGCACACGACGACCUAGACGUGGCACUCGAUAUCCUCGGCCAGCAGCCCCUCCUCCAGAUCUAUACUCAGUUCACCCUGGUGUUUGCAGUGCCUGACGAAUCACGCCACGAGCAAAUCGUCCAAGCGUUGAGCGACGGCCUCGGGCGGGCAGCCGCCAGCUUCCCCUGGAUAGCAGGUCAGGUCGUCAACGAGGGAGCCGGCGAAGGAAGCACAGGCGUCUUCAAGAUCAAGAAACUGGCACCGGCGCCCCUUUUGGUCGUCAAGGAUCUCAGACGUGACGAUGAGGUAUCGAGCAUGAAGGAUUUCGCUGAUGCGGGCUUCCCAAUGAAAAUGCUGGACGAAAAGCUGCUCGCCUACCGCAUGACCCUCCCAGGCAACAUCGACGGCCCGAGAGAGGUGCUUUCCGUCCAGGCGGAUUUCAUCAGGGGUGGCUUGCUCCUUACAUUCACCGCCGCGCACAACACGGUAGACGCUGUGGGCCAGGCCGAGAUGAUGGUGCUCAUAUCCAAGGCCUGCCGGGGUGAUAACUUUACGGCCGACGAGCUGAAGAUAGGAAACAUGCGCCGAGACAACCUGGUGCCCCUGCUCGACGAGUCGUACAAGCCAGGCCCCGAACUGGCGGAUCAAGUACUUGGCCUAGGGGGUGCGCCUCCUCCCCCUCCUGCUGCCCCUGGCCCUGGUCCGGCCCCGGUCUGCAGCUGGGUGUACUUCGACUUCACCGCGGAAUCGCUGGCCGAGAUCAAGACCAUGGCCUCGGGGACAAUACCUGCCGGCUCUCCCGUGCGUUUCGUGUCCACAGAUGACGCCCUCUCCGCGUUCGUGUGGAAGUCCGUCGCCCGGGCCAGACUCCCCCGCCUGCUGUCGGAAGCCGCGUCGACCGACGCGCUGGAGGUCAAGCUCACCCGAGCGAUCGACGUACGCCCCCACCUCGACCUCCCGCCCACCUACCCGGGCCUGAUGCAGACCCUGAACUACCACCGCCACGACCUGCGGCGCCUGGCCGAGGCCCCGCUGGGCGUCCUGGCGGCCGACCUGCGCGCGCCGCUGCUGCCGCCGAGCCCCCGGGCGUCAUCAUCGUCGGCAGACGACGCGCAGCCCGCGUGGGAUCUGGCCCGCCUCGCGCGCGCCAUCAUGACCUACGUGGCGCAGACCCCCGACCUGUCGGGGGUCUCCUUCACGGCCACGGUCGAUCCGGCCUCGGACCUGAUGCUGAGCUCGUGGGCCAAGCUGGGCCCGGCCCUGUACGGCCUCGACUUCGGCCUGGGGCUGGGCAUGCCCGUGGCGGUGCGCAGGCCGCGCUUCAACCCGUUCGAGGGCCUGGCGUACCUGAUGCCGCGCGCGCCCGACGGUGGCAUCGCGCUCGCCGUCUCGCUUCGCGACGAGGACCUGGAGAGGCUGAGGGCUGAUGUCGACUUUGCCAAGUUUGCCGUGUUUGUUGGGUGA
This is a messenger RNA of Gaeumannomyces tritici R3-111a-1, 1452 nucleotides long. Its product is annotated as trichothecene 3-O-acetyltransferase. Lineage: Eukaryota; Fungi; Ascomycota; Sordariomycetes; Magnaporthales; Magnaporthaceae. The transcript has a single exon. The coding region runs from base 1 to 1452 and encodes 483 amino acids. The record is from RefSeq and is a predicted model, not a curated record.